CUUAAUCCAGAAAUGGAAGGAACCACCAUACACCUCUAGUGGCCCUUCUACAAAUGACGCUGUGACGUCUGUGGUAUAAAUCUGUGUUUGUUUGUUUAUUUGGGAGGAAAUCAGCUCAGACUCUUCACAGAAACGUGUUGCAAAUGACGGAGCUCUCCGUGGUGCUGAAAGUUGUUGUCCAGAUUACUCCAACUCUUAGGCUGCUGCCCAAGCACGUCUUUAUUAUUUUAUUGUUGUCGAAUACGUUCAAUUUAACCUCCCGGGUUUACCAACUACAAUAUCAAAUAUCAUGUCAAGGAUUUAAAAAAAAAAACUUUAAUUCUGAAGGUAAACAUUUAGGAGUAAAACUGCAUAACGGAGUAAGAUCAGUUCUCAGUCUUGGCCUGUGUGGCAGAUCACUUAUCACGGUCAUCACCAACUUUUUUUAAUUCAUGAAUUUAUUUACUGUUGCAUCACUGCGGUCCAGCCAAUGGGAUAUAUCCCGUCGUAAACUACCGCGUCAGCGGGGUGACGUCAUUGCUGUCGUAUGAGCCCCACUUUGAAGGCACCUACUAAAUGAACGCAGUGGGAAUGGAAGAAGACAGCGGUUGCCAGAUCUCAGCGCACACAUACGCACAUUCAACAGUUGGUCAGUGUUUUCAUUGCACGCUCUCUGUCUCUUCAGAGGAGGUGAAGAGGAACGAACUCUUUGGUGGUUGUUGUUGUUUUUCACCGGGGAUACGCGCUGAUUGGCCAACUUAUUUCAAGUCAAGGACACGAGAGGACACAGCAUGCUGUCGUCCCUGAAGACCCUGCUGCUGCUCUCGCUCCUGUGCGCACCGACCUCCAGUCUGUGCCUCCGCCUGCAGCACCGGAGCAGCUCCGACCUGCUGUGUGAUGACCAGAUGGUCCUGGAUGAGGAAGAGGCGGCCUACUCCUCUCCCUCCUCCGAGUCCUCCUCCGAGUCCUCCUCCACGGUCGACGGCUGGGGCUCUCUCCUGCAGACGGCGGAGUAUCUGGCCUCCUUGUCCUCCGUCCCUUCGUCCAGCCGAGACAGACGGACCUCAGGUCCCUCAAACUACCGCUUCGUGAGCAGUACGAAGCUCAGGGGGCAGAUGCUCCGUAACAGCAGCAGUAAAGGAGACCGCAGGAGCAGACUCACCCUGUCUCUGGAUGUCCCCACCAACAUCAUGAACGUACUCUUUGACGUGGCUAAAGCCAAACACCUGCGCGCAAAAGCGGCCGAGAACGCGCGUCUCUUGGCGCAGAUUGGACGGAGGAAGUGAAGAAACUGUUCAACCUGUGAUUAAAUACUUUCACGUCAACAAUAUGGUUCACUUUUCACUACUGUGUAUGAGGUUUUCCGUUACAUUUCUCUUUGAUCCAUUUCUAAUUGUGCGUAAUGUUAGACAGUGGUGGUCCUAGACCAUUUUAGAGCCUCGGGCGAAACGGACCCCCUCCCACACCCACUCCCCAUUGGAAAAGAUGUGGAAAUGAUGAAAACCACGCAUCCAAUAUAAUUGUCAAAUUACCGGACACAUAUGUUUUCAAAUAGAAGACUUCCCUCCGUUCUUUUGUUCAACAGUUCAUUGACUAAAUCGUCUGCCUCGAUCUGAACAUCUUGUUUGAACACAGUCGUCUUCAUGUCCUUAUUUAACCCACUGUCUUUUCUGGGUGUUUUUAAAAAAAAAUAUUUUUACGUAUUAUAGUUUGGUUUUCAUGAACGUAACAAUGACCUUAAUUGAAUUUGUUUAUAUUUAAAGUCUUUACUUUGACUUAAAACCAUUGCAUUAUGGGUAUCUGUCAUAUCAUAUCCAGGCUACUGUUGUUAUAAUAAACCAUUUUAUCGCUGGACAAAGUUUCUUUUUCCAGACAAGUGUAGCAGCCUGUGUCUCUGGACAACCAUUUAAUUGUAUUUCUUUAACACAACACAUUUCAACAUGACAUUUCUGCAAUUGACAUUGAGGAAUUGCUUUCACACAACUGGCUAAAUCUGUUUGUUUUUUUUUUUUUUGUUUUUUUUUGCCUGAAUCCAACUUCUGUUUAGAAACAAUAAAGCAAUUUUGAGCAGAUUUUGUGAUGAUCAUGGUGAUUGUAUUGAUGUUGAUGUAAAUUUGCAUCUAAAAAGACCAACUUUUAUCUGGUGAAUUAUUUGAUAUUUGACAAAUAGUAAAAGCGAAAGGAACAACGUUUUGAUUCCAGGCAGAAAUGAGUCACGGCCACCGAGCACAAACCUGACAGUUCAAACAAUAUUUUGUUAUAUUCAUGUAUUUAUAUUUGUAUUUAGUGGGUUCUAACUCAUUGUUGCUUCAUAUGUUGCGUUGCAGGAUUCCAGAUUCUGUUCUGAACACUUUAAACCAACAGCAAGAUCAUGGAAAAGGGUAUUUGCAUAUGCACGGGAAUGUAUGUGUUCAUGAAAUGUCUGUUAUUUUUUAUACAACUUAAAGUGAAGGAUUAUUUUUCCUUAAAUAAAGCAAACUUACCUAACUACACUUGAAGAUUUGAUUUGUGUGGCUCACUAAUCAACUUUUUCCAUAGGCCUGAAAAAAACCUUUUCAUACAACUGAAUCUACAGAAUGUGCAGAAUGUCUGUUGAGCCUUUGCGU
This is a messenger RNA of Cynoglossus semilaevis (tongue sole), 2585 nucleotides long. RefSeq names its product urocortin 3, like (gene ucn3l). Gene Ontology annotation, cellular component: extracellular region. Gene Ontology annotation, biological process: hormone-mediated signaling pathway; cellular response to nutrient levels; digestion. The transcript is spliced from 2 exons. The record is from RefSeq and is a predicted model, not a curated record. Bases 771 to 1265 code for a protein of 164 amino acids. Lineage: Eukaryota; Metazoa; Chordata; Actinopteri; Pleuronectiformes; Cynoglossidae. Gene Ontology annotation, molecular function: hormone activity; corticotropin-releasing hormone receptor 2 binding.